Aspergillus mulundensis is the source of this 1050-nucleotide messenger RNA. RefSeq lists its product as uncharacterized. The transcript has 2 exons. The coding region runs from base 1 to 1050 and encodes 349 amino acids. NCBI's taxonomy places the organism in Eukaryota, Fungi, Ascomycota, Eurotiomycetes, Eurotiales, Aspergillaceae. The record is from RefSeq and is a predicted model, not a curated record.
AUGGAGCUCGCCGGAAUGGAGCUCGACAACGGACCGGCUACUAGACGGCCGCUCAUCAUUCACCCAAACAGCGAUGUGACAAUUAUUCUGAAGAAUCCGAAUGCGCCGUUCGCUCCUCUUCUAGCCAACGCUGACACCGCAUCCACGAGCGCCGCACCUGGAGCCUCCGACGAAGUGCGCUUCCUCGUCUCCGCCAAGGACCUGAAAUACUGCUCCCCCUUCUUCAGGAACGCUCUUGACAACAACUGGAAAGAGGCCGUUGAAUACCGCAAGAACGGCUCCGUGGAACUCACAACAGAAGGCUGGGACCUCGAGACGUUCGGACUCCUCAUGCGCCUCUUUCACUGGAAGAGAACCUACGGUGCAGAGGACCCCUUGUUAAUCCUCAGGCCCAGCCUCCCGCACACGGACACGCAAAUCGAGCCCAUGGCCAAGCUUGUUGUUUUGGCAGACUACUACCAAUGCCUCGCCCUGAUCAAGUCAUUCUAUGCCGUUGAGCCGGAAAAGGUUGUCACCGUGGAUCUCGACGCCGAUGGCCCAGAGCAGCGUAUACAGAAGAUGUACCUUUUCGUCGCGUGGGCGUUCAACUGGCCGACUUACUUCAGGGCCUUCUCGUGGAAUAUCAUGCAUACCGCUAACGGGCCGAUUACGGCGCUUGGACUGCCGCUUCCUGCGGAGAUCAUCGACGAACUCAACCGCGGCCGCAAACUCACCCUCCGACGCAUGACGGCCUACCUGAAAAAGCAUUAUAACUCCUACCGCGAGCGCCUCCCGUGUGAAGACACCUGGUGCCAGUCCACUCGCCUCGGUCUGCUUACAUUGUUUAUGCAGAGAAACCAUCUCCUCCCGUCUACCGCGGACUUCAGGGGCGUCAGUGUGUACUCACUCAAGGAAGCGGCACUCUCCAUGAAGAGCUUCCGUCGCAAAAGUCAUGUCUGCGCGAGAAAUAGGCCCAACUUGACGCCGAAGCAGAUCUUUCUGCAGGAUGAUUUUCCGGAUCUUGUUCAGGGGCUUGAGAUUGCUCAAUUUGAGAGACGGGAUGUGGAGUGA